Molecule: messenger RNA, 1514 nt
Organism: Pseudogymnoascus destructans
Lineage: Eukaryota; Fungi; Ascomycota; Leotiomycetes; Thelebolales; Thelebolaceae
Exons: 3
Coding region: 46-1314 (422 amino acids)
Biological process (GO): tRNA methylation
Cellular component (GO): tRNA (m1A) methyltransferase complex
Source: RefSeq, a predicted model, not a curated record
UCGACCUCCAAGACUGCCAAUUGUAACCCAUUCGACGGCUUCAAGAUGCCAAUUGCCUUCAUACGCUGUGGCAGUACUAUUCACCGCAUAGUGGCGAGGAGCGCGUACUCACCAUGCGCUGCCCUCUCUUAUAGCAGCUAUGUCUUUCAAGAGAAUGACAUUGUCCUCGUUCAGAAAAAAACCGACCCCUCUGCCAAGCAGAUCCUCUCCAAGCCCCUACGGCCGGGGAAGAUCGUGAACACCAGCACCGGCCACAUCGAUCAUGAAUCCAUUAUCGGGCUAUCUCCGCGCGCGAUCGUCUCGACGGCGACCGGGAAGGGGGAAUACAGGGUAUAUAGACCUACGUUGGGAGAGUAUACAAAUUUGACGGCACGGAUUGUCACGCCUGUCUAUCCCGCAGACGCAAACCUAAUCAUCUCCCUCCUCGACCUCAACCCCACCGUCCCCGACCCUUCCUCCCCAUCCCCCUCCCCCCCGCUCGAAAUCUUCGAAGCCGGCACUGGCCAUGGUGCACUAACCCUCCACCUCGCGCGCGCCAUCCACGCAGCCAAUCCAGCCCCUCCUCCCAUUCCCUCCCGCGCGCGUCCCGUCCCAGCCCCAGACUCUGAGGAAAGCACCUCCGACGCAGUAGACGCCGAGCACCAAGCCGCAGUCGAGAAAUGGGAAGCCUACAAACCCACCCGCCGCGCCGUGGUGACCACCUUCGACGUCAGCGCCCGCCACAGCGCACACGCCCAGACCGUCGUCGCCGGCUGGCGGAAGGGGAUGUACGAGCACUCCGUCGAUUUCCACGUCGGUUCCAUCUCGGAAUACAUCUCAUCACGUCUUGCCACCUCGCUGGAACCCUUCCUCGACCACACGAUCCUCGAUCUGCCGGACUGCCAUCUGUAUCUUGAGACUAUCUCGCGGGCGCUGAAGGAAGAUGGCACGGUGUUGGUGUUUUGUCCCAGUAUCACGCAGAUUAUUGCGUGUGUGAAGCAGGCGAAGAAGGAAGGUUUGCCAUUAGUGCUGGAGACGACGUUGGAGAUUGGGCAGGCAGCUGGAGUGGGGGGGAGGGUGUGGGAUGUUAGGGCUGUGAGGGCUAGGUCGUUUGUUAGGGCUGAGGCGGCGGAGGCGGAGAAGGUGGAGAGUGCCGAGGGUGUCGAGAGCGGGACGGAGGGUAGUGGAGCAGAGGCAGUUGCUGAAACCACACCGAAAGAAGCUGAGCAUCUUAAACCGGAGGGUGAUGGGUGGAAUAUGGUCUGUCGUCCCAAAGUGGGAGACAGGGUUGUGGGAGGCGGGUUCGUGGGCGUUUUCAGACGCGUUGUCAAGUAAGGUCGUACAAUUGUAUGUCUUGGCUGUGGGAAUAAGUGUAUCAUAGUUCUGUAUACUAGGGCGUCUAACUGUAUCUGGGGUUGUAAAGCCCUGCCUGCCUGCUUACUGGCUUCAAUUCGACAUAUAUUCCAACAGUUCUUGUUCUGCUCCUUCCUUCUCCUGUAGCAACAAGGAAGUAGCCACUGAGCUAAGGUCCAAAC